AUGCUACCCGACCCAGUGCUACCACCCGACCCACUGCCUACCCGACCCAGUGCUACCCGACCCACUGCUACCCGACCCACUGCUACCCGACCCAGUGCUACCCGACCCAGUGCUACCCGACCCACUGCUACCCGACCCACUGCUUCCCGACCCACUGCUACCCGACCCAGUGCUACCCGACCCACUGCUAACCGACCCACUGCUACCCGACCCACUGCUACCCGACCCACUGCUAACCCGACCCACUGCUACCCGACCCACUGCUACCCGACCCAGUGCUACCCGACCCAUGCUUCCCGACCCACUGCUACCCGACCCACUGCUACCCGACCCACUGCUAACCGACCCACUGCUACCCGACCCAGUGCUACCCGACCCACUGCUAACCGACCCACUGCUACCCGACCCAGUGCUACCCGACCCAGUGCUACCCGACCCAGUGCUACCCGACCUACUGCUACCCGACCCAGUGCUACCCGACCCACUGCUACCCGACCCAAUGCUACCCGACCCAGUGCUACCCGACCCACUGCUACCCGACCCAGUGCUACCCGACCCACUGCUACCCGACCCACUGUUACCCGACCCACUGCUAACCGACCCACUGCUACCCGACCCACUGCUAACCGACCCUACUGCUACCCGACCCACUGCUACCCGACCCAGUGCUACCCGACCCACUGCUACCUGACCCACUGCUACCCGACCCAGUGCUACCCGACCUACUGCUACCCGACCCAGUGCUACCCGACCCACUGCUACCCGACCCACUGCUACCGACCCACUGCUAUCCGACCCACUGCUAUUCGACCCACUGCUACCUGA
Molecule: messenger RNA, 825 nt
Organism: Cottoperca gobio
Lineage: Eukaryota; Metazoa; Chordata; Actinopteri; Perciformes; Bovichtidae
Product: salivary glue protein Sgs-3-like
Exons: 2
Coding region: 1-825 (274 amino acids)
Cellular component (GO): keratin filament
Source: RefSeq, a predicted model, not a curated record